AAAUUCGAUCUAUCUGUCAGUGUCAUGUGAUUUGUAUGUUUUCUCAUCCAUUGUAGGAAGUGAAAGCAGACACUAAAUGCAAAAUGUUGUCGUUCUUCCAAAGAAUCUUAGACUGGUUCAAAAGCCUCUUUUGGAAGGAGGAAAUGGAGCUGACGUUGGUUGGUCUGCAAUACUCAGGAAAAACCACGUUCGUUAAUGUCAUUGCGUCUGGUCAGUUUAGUGAAGAUAUGAUUCCAACAGUGGGAUUCAAUAUGAGAAAAAUCAGCAAAGGCAAUGUCACAAUAAAGUUAUGGGACAUUGGUGGGCAGCCAAGGUUUAGAAGUAUGUGGGAACGAUACUGCAGAGGAGUAAAUGCAAUUGUGUACAUGGUUGAUGCUGCUGACCAUGACAAGAUUGAGGCGUCCCGGAAUGAGCUCCACAACCUUCUAGAUAAGCCACAGCUGCAGGGUAUCCCAGUUCUAGUGCUCGGAAACAAGAGAGACCUCCCGGGGGCGCUAGAUGAAAAACAGCUCAUUGAACAAAUGAACUUGUCAUCAAUUCAAGACCGAGAAAUUUGUUGCUAUUCAAUAUCGUGCAAAGAAAAAGAAAAUAUAGAUAUUACCUUACAGUGGUUAAUACAGCAUUCAAAGGGACAUUAAAGUAGUGACCAAGCAGUGAACGCCUCAUCUUGUUUUCAUUAGCAUGCAGCAAUACUACAAGCCAGUGUAAUCUUUAUAGCACAGAUAGCAUUCACAGGACAUGAGACAACCAGGCAUUUUAAAGGCAUUAACAAUGUGGUGCUUGGUUAGAGAAGUUAGAGAAUGUCCAGGGAGAGUGAAAUGAACAAAAUUGUAACUGGGUAGCUGAAUUUAAAUUAAAUGUAAAAUCAGCUGUUUUGGUUUUGCAUAUGUAAUAAGUAAAACAAUAUAUUUUGGUUCAAAUUCAUUUGAGUUUUAUUACUGUUUCAUUUUUUUUCACGCAAUGUUUAAAAGUGUGUUCUUUGUACUUGAUGUUAUAUUUUUGUAAAUGAGUUUGUUUUUAUAAGUGCUGUAUUUUUCCUGUACAAUUUUUUAUUAAAUGUCUUGUUGUUAUCAAAUUUAAGUGGAUUCUUUUGUUAAAUUUCAAAAUGCCAUCAUUUUUAAUUAUUCCGUUAGUGUUUUAUGUGCAUAAUGUCCAUGGGCAUUUAAAUACAUUUGUUACAGAAAACACUACCUUAGCAAUCUACUAACAAUCGUUGCUGGGCAAUUAUGAAAAAUUGGCAGUUUUCAGCAGACAUACAUUUUUUGUUACUGAAAGUGUACUUGCAGGAUUAAUUUGUUUGAAAGUAUAUAAGAAAAUAAAAUAAAAUGUAUAACAUCAUGAUGUAAAUAAACUGUAUCAAUUUUCCAAGUGAAGCUGUCAAGCUGAAGAAAAGCUUGUUAUUCAAAUAUUCCAUUGCACUAUUUGACUAAGUGCGGUGAAUGCAAGUAAAAGUAAACAUUACUGAGAUACUUGCUAAAUUGCUUGCCUUUUGUACUUUUUUGCCCCAAAAACAACAAUAAAAGUAUUUUUGUGCUGUUAAGGGAAAGAAUGAAUGUAUAAAGUUCUUGGGAUAAUUUUGUUUCACAAUCUUUAUGAGGUACACGUACAUUCAUGUACAAUUAUACAAUUUGUUAGAUAAUCAAAAAGUGCAUAUUAAAAAGUACUUAUUUUUAAGCAACAUUGUACUGCUGUGAAACAGUCAGUUAAAGGACCAGACAUUUAUUUACACAAAUAUGUAAGUUUAUUGUAUGUGUAUCAUAUAUAAUAGUAUAUGAAUCUACAUGUACAACUCUAUUUAGCUGUUGGCUCCUUGCACUAAAAGUAGCUUUUCAGUAAGAAGUUUCUAAAUGUGCUAGGUCACUAUUGAUUGAUGGAGAUGAGAUGGUGUUUGACUCAUUACAAUAUUUGCUUGCUUUACUUUAAAAUUGUCAAACAUUUAAAUAAUAAAUGAAGUGCCUCUCAA
Messenger RNA from Dreissena polymorpha, 1963 nucleotides. RefSeq names its product ADP-ribosylation factor-like protein 8B. The coding region runs from base 84 to 638 and encodes 184 amino acids. NCBI's taxonomy places the organism in Eukaryota, Metazoa, Mollusca, Bivalvia, Myida, Dreissenidae. The transcript is spliced from 6 exons. Gene Ontology annotation, biological process: anterograde axonal transport; protein transport. Gene Ontology annotation, molecular function: GTP binding; GTPase activity. The record is from RefSeq and is a predicted model, not a curated record. Gene Ontology annotation, cellular component: lysosomal membrane.